Beauveria bassiana ARSEF 2860 is the source of this 3402-nucleotide messenger RNA. Its product is annotated as DNA polymerase family A. The transcript has 2 exons. Gene Ontology annotation, cellular component: gamma DNA polymerase complex; mitochondrion. Gene Ontology annotation, biological process: mitochondrial DNA replication. Lineage: Eukaryota; Fungi; Ascomycota; Sordariomycetes; Hypocreales; Cordycipitaceae. Bases 1 to 3402 code for a protein of 1133 amino acids. Gene Ontology annotation, molecular function: DNA binding; 3'-5' exonuclease activity; DNA-directed DNA polymerase activity. The record is from RefSeq and is a predicted model, not a curated record.
AUGCGCGCCUUUCAUCCCGCCGCUGGUCGCAUCCAGCGUGCCUCGUUGGCCAACCUGCCGCUCGUGCGACACCGCGCGCCACACCACUUGUUCGCGACCACCUUUGCGCGACACCUUGCGUCUCUAGCUACCGACGCCAAAAAAGACAGCAAUGCAUCUCUAGCACUACCCUCCACUGCUCGAUACAACGAAAUCGGCGUCCAGCAACUUAGCACACAUGUUUUCAACCAGAUAUUCCCCGACGGCGCCACUCCCCCGCCUCAAAAUCUCGUUGAAUUAUCCAAAGAUCAUCUCAAGCGCCAUGAACUCCUCGGCAAGAAUACCGACGACUCCGCUCCCAUCGCAUUCAAUCUCCCGGAGCUCCAAGGUCGCACACUCGACGAGCACUUCCAUAAGCUGGGUCUCGACUGCGCCGAACCCUACCUCACUCUAUCCAAGCAAUUCUCACGCGUCAAUGCGCCUCCCAAGCCUCGCAAAUGGGUCCGUCGCAGCGGCUGGACCAAGUACUACCCCGACGGCCGCACUCAACAGGUUGAUACACCCGACGAGUCCGCCCUGUGUUUUGACACCGAAGUUAUGUGGAAGGAGAGCCCAUAUGCUGUCAUGGCUUGUGCUGUAGGUCCCACAGCCUGGUAUGCUUGGCUAUCUCCGUGGCUGCUAGGCGAGACCAAGAAUGAUAAACAUCUCAUUCCCCUUGGCGAUCCCGCCAAAGAAAGACUCAUCGUCGGUCACAACGUUGGCUUCGAUCGCGCCCGUAUCCUCGAAGAGUACAACAUCAAGCAGACUAGGAAUUUCUUCAUGGACACAAUGUCACUACACGUUGCCGUCAAUGGCAUGUGCUCGCAGCAGCGUCCAACUUGGAUGAAGCACAAGAAGAAUCGAGAGCUUCGUGAACGAGUCGCAAGCCAGACUCCCGACAACGAGCUCGCGGAGCUCUUGAGCAACAGGAGCAUGCAUGAAGAGGAAGAGCUCUGGGUCGAGCGUAGCUCAGUCAACUCUCUGCGAGAUGUAGCCAAGUUUCAUCUCAACGUCACUAUUGACAAGGCUGCCCGUGACGAUUUUGGUCAAUUGAACCGGUCCGAGAUUCUCGCCAAACUUGACGCCCUCCUCGACUACUGUGCUGCCGACGUCGCCAUCACUCAUCGCGUCUAUCAAAUUGUUUUUCCCAAUUUUCUCGACACAUGUCCACACCCCGUGAGCUUUGCUGCUCUUCGUCAUCUCUCUUCCGUCAUCCUCCCCGUCAACAAGUCCUGGGACGCCUACAUUGCCAACACUGAAGCCACCUAUCACAGGCUUUCCGACGCUGUUCAAGAGCGUCUUGUUGCCUUGACGGACAAAGCUCUUGAAAUCAAAGACGAUCCUGAAAAAUGGCAAAAUGAUCCGUGGAUGAAGCAGCUCGACUGGUCCGGUCAGGAAGUUCGCAUGGUCAAGGGCAAGAAGAAGGGUGAUCCGCCUAGGCCUGCUGCCCGCCAGAAGAAGCCCGGCUGCCCGCAGUGGUACAAGGAUCUGUUUCAGAAGAAUGAUGCUCCCAUCAGCAUCACAGUACGGACUCGGAUUGCCCCGCUACUGCUAAGACUGGCUUGGGAUGGCAACCCUCUCGUUUGGUCCGAUAAGUACGGCUGGACUUUUCAGACGGACCGUUCUAAUACACAGAAAUACAUGGGCAAGCAAAUGCUGCAGUGCCAAUUUGAAGAAGCCGACGCUACGCUGCGCGACGACAGACAGCACGUUUAUUUUAAACUUCCGCACAAGGAUGGCCCUACCGCACGCUGCGCCAACCCUAUGGCCAAGGGCUAUCUUUCCUAUUUCGAGAAUGGAACCCUAUCUUCGGAAUACUCAUACGCCAAGGAAGCCCUUGAAAUGAAUGCCUCUUGCUCGUACUGGAUCAGCGCUCGCGACAGAAUCAUGUCGCAAAUGGUCGUCAAGAACCAAGACCUACCCAAUUCCAGCAAGGCUCCAGAAUCUGCUGAUGGUCUCGGCUUUAUCCUGCCGCAAAUUAUUCCCAUGGGAACCAUCACGAGACGAGCUGUCGAAAACACAUGGCUUACUGCCAGUAAUGCCAAGAAGAACCGGGUCGGCUCCGAACUCAAGGCCAUGGUGAGAGCCCCCGAAGGCUACAGCUUUGUUGGUGCAGAUGUGGACUCGCAAGAACUGUGGAUUGCCAGCCUCAUUGGUGACGCCACCUUUAAGCUUCAUGGAGGCAAUGCUGUCGGUUUCAUGACGCUUGAAGGCACCAAGGCAGCCGGAACCGACUUGCAUUCUCGCACUGCCUCGAUUCUCGGCAUCACCAGAAAUGACGCCAAGGUUUUCAACUAUGGUCGCAUUUACGGUGCUGGCCUGAAAUUCGCCGCUACACUGCUUCGUCAGUUCAACCCUGAACUGUCCGAGAAGCAAACUAUGGAAACAGCUUCCAAACUGUACGCUAGCACCAAGGGGACCAAGACAAACCGCAAGACGAUCUAUAAGCGGCCGUUCUGGCGCGGCGGUACUGAAUCUUUCGUCUUCAAUAAACUGGAAGAGUUUGCCGAGCAGGAGAGACCCCGUACCCCCGUACUCGGUGCUGGCAUUACAGAAGCCCUCAUGGGUCGCUUCGUCAGCAAGGGUGGUUAUCUGACCUCGCGCAUCAACUGGGCUAUCCAAUCCUCGGGCGUUGACUAUUUGCACCUUCUGAUAGUUUCGAUGGACUAUUUGGCUCGCCGCUUUAACAUUGACGCCCGUCUCGCUAUUACCGUUCAUGACGAAAUUCGCUAUCUCGUCAAGAACGAAGACAAAUAUCGCGCCGCCAUGGCUCUGCAAGUCGCCAAUGUGUGGACACGCGCCAUCUUUUCUCAGCAAGUCGGCAUUAAUGACUUGCCGCAGUCGUGCGCUUACUUUUCCGCCAUUGACAUUGACCACGUCCUCCGCAAGGAAGUCGACAUGGAGUGCAUCACACCAAGCCACCCUAACGCCAUUCCGCCCGGAGAGAGCCUCGACAUCAACACCCUUCUGAGCAAGGGCGACGCCGCCCGUCUAGAUCCGGCGAUUGUGCCCGACAGCACCUAUGCGCCCAAGCUCGACGGCAUCGCGUACACGCCUCGCGUGCCGGUGAUGCAGGCUAUUCAGGAGGCCGCAGGUGAUAGCGCGCCGUUUCUCAAGGCUCAGAUUGUCAGCGACGAUACCGAGCUGCGCGACAUCAUCAAGGAGCUUCGCAAAGAUGAGGCGCCAAAGGAGAAGCCAGUGAGCAAGCGUUCUCUCAAGUCGGUGCUGCCGUACCGCGCACAGCCGCAGCUCAUCCCCAUGGACGAGCCUAUAUCAGUGGCCGAGGCCAUGAGCAACUCAUACCGCAAUAAGCUCGACGCUAAGGGCAAGUGGACGUGGGCCAAAAACUCGACCAAAGGCUCCCGUCCGAGUUGGAGAGUUUGA